Molecule: messenger RNA, 1390 nt
Organism: Paramisgurnus dabryanus
Lineage: Eukaryota; Metazoa; Chordata; Actinopteri; Cypriniformes; Cobitidae
Gene: gstt1b
Product: glutathione S-transferase theta 1b
Biological process (GO): glutathione metabolic process
Cellular component (GO): cytoplasm
Molecular function (GO): glutathione transferase activity
Source: RefSeq, a predicted model, not a curated record
AUGCUUAACAGUGACUGUAAAACUGUGACUAUGCAUGGGAGUGGCGAUUUCAAGUUUUGGAUAGGAUUGGGCUAGUUCUAUGGUGUUUUUUACACAGACUUGGCAACCCUGUAUGAACAUUUCCCGAAACCAGUGCUGCAAAGAUUUCACUUUUUCUAACUUUUGCGGAUUGUGCUUGAAGUCAAAUCCUCUAAAAUGGGAUUGGAAAUCUAUUUAGAUCUGUUAUCGCAGCCUUGUCGCUCCGUUUACAUCUUUGCCAAGAAAAACAACAUCCAGUUCGACUUCAAGAAGAUCUCGUUGUUUGACGGAGAGCAAUACGGUGAGGAGUUUGGGAAAAUCAGUUUAAUAAGAAAAGUACCUGCAAUCAAAGACGGGGACUUUUGCUUGGCUGAAAGUGUUGCUAUUCUGACGUACUUGGCUGAGAAGUUUAACACUCCAGACCACUGGUACCCAGCUGACCUGCAGAAGCGUUCUCUAGUAAAUGAAUACCUGUCAUGGCAACACUCGGCCAUCCGAAUACACGGAUCCAAGAUCCUCUGGUUGAAGCUCAUGAUUCCAAAAGCUAUGGGAAUGGAAGUUCCUAAAGAGAAGAUGGAUCUCGCAAUAGAGAAUCUUGAUGAUGCGCUGAAGGUUUUUGAGGAGAAGUUUCUUCAAGACAGACCAUUUAUUAUUGGUGAUCAGAUCUCUUUGGCUGAUCUUGUUGCUAUUGUGGAAAUCAUACAGCCUGUAGCUGCUGGUCUGGAUGUGUUUGAGAACAGGCCCAAGCUUAAGGCAUGGAAGGACAGAGUCAGGGAAGCUAUUGGGGCUGAGCUGUUUGAUGAAGCCCACAAGGCCAUCUCCGCUUGCCAGGAGUAUGUGGAAACUGUGGAUCCCAGGAAAUUUGAGCCAUUUAAACCCAAGAUUUUGAAGUAUUUCCUCUAAUGAAAAACUGGAAAUGAACACCGAUUAUACUUUUUAUUAAUCACUUAUAUAUCCACUUUCUGUAACCACUAAGAAUAAAAUCAUUUAGCAUUUUAAUUUUACAGGGCAGACAGCCCAAUUCAUUGUCGAAAGACAAUACUAAUCAACUUUGUUGGUUUUUUUUUGUAUUUUACUUCAUGUAAGAAUGCAAACUGUGAAAUACUACAAAUGUGAACAUUUACUCUUAGAUGUGAUUUACUCUCCUCAUGGAAUUUUUCCAGAAAAUAAUUUUACAUCCACAGGAAGAAGCUGGGUUGCAUAUUUCCUUCCUCUGUGUUUAUGUCUUGUUAUCAGAUAUUAUGCAUGUUAACUGGACGCAGGCACUGUACUAAAUUCCAGCCUAGUUUGCUUCUUGUAGAGCACCCAUUGGGAAACAGUUGAAGAAAAAUCUCAGAUAUUGCGAAUAAAUCUUGUACUGUUUGCAAAACUC